This is a messenger RNA of Colletotrichum costaricense, 1302 nucleotides long. RefSeq lists its product as uncharacterized. The record is from RefSeq and is a predicted model, not a curated record. The transcript has a single exon. Lineage: Eukaryota; Fungi; Ascomycota; Sordariomycetes; Glomerellales; Glomerellaceae. Bases 1 to 1302 code for a protein of 433 amino acids.
AUGGCCCACUCUCAACCGCAACAUUGGGGUCGGCCUCAAGCUGGUCGACCUCAAGCUCCUCGACCGCGGUUCAACAGCCUCGGCCUACGUCGCAGCGCUGCCCCAACCACGAAGAUUGCUACUACGGCCAAGUCAUCCGACAACCGUCUCUCUCCUUUGGACACAUUUCGAGCAAUGAUCGAGGAGUCGGGGCCCAACGUCGAUAUGUACGCUCUGUGCGAUAGAUGCGGACGAGUCCUCAAAGUUCCGGUACCAAAAGAAUGGCUUGAAAGACUAGAAAGAGAGAAAGAUCGAUAUCCUCUCCCUUCAAACCUUACACCUCGAUCCUGGCAAGCGUAUCCAGGGGAUACUCAUCUCCGUAUCUCUUCACAGGUUUGCCCUGGUAAUGAAAAUGGCACCUGCCUCACCAAGCGCACUCACGAUGAUAUAAAGACCUGGGGAGAACUCAAGGCGUUGCCGGAAACAUCACCUGAAGUAGACCAGGAAUGGCUUCAACUUGACCUUCCGUCAGCUGUGGGAUACCUGGCGGCCCCAGACUGGCAAGAAAAACUCCAAUCCGCAGUGAUCAAUGCUUCCAGAAAUGAUCCCCCGGAGUCCAGGUUGAGCAAGUCCUGGGUCAAUUACAUCUACUGGCGAUGUGCCUGGCUUUUCUUCUCUCUGCGCAAAGGGGGCCUGCGGCACGAGAACGCCAAACUUGAGAGAAUGUGGGGUCAAGUCGAUGUGGACAUAUUGCUCCUGGAAUAUGGCGUGCUCGAAAAGGCAGAUCUGGAGGCCCUGUAUUGUACAAGUUAUUCAACUCUCGCAGGCUUGGUAUCUUGUAAGUGGCUAUACGGGUCGGCCCUGCUCAACAUGUUCUCUGGGAUCAGGCGCGAUAUCGGUAAAGAUCAGUUCAAUCAGCUCAAGAGGGCCGUCCAGCGAGCUGAUACGGCCAUGGGGAAAUACCUCUUGGCCUGCGUCAACAUGGACGCUGUGGAGUGGAACGCCCGACGGCGCGCUGCUUUCACUGCGUAUCGGCACGUCGAGGAGCACUUGCACCAUUACGCGAGUGCUUCGCAACUGAGAGAAUUCCUCAAAUUACGGCAGUCGCCACCUCCGCCUUCGGCCGAGUUGUUGGAGGAAUCCUUGGCUGAAAAGGGGGCACAAGAGCGGACUAUGCUUAUUAGAGCUUCGAGACACAUGGAGCUCGACAAGAGCGGCAACAAACCUGAUUGGGUUCGGAAUCGAGCCCAGCUGGCCAGGUCGGUCCCCAAUCGAUGGCCCAGGUGGGAGUCUGCCGGGAUUGACAGGCUUCAUGCUCGUUAG